This is a messenger RNA of Sceloporus undulatus (fence lizard), 3026 nucleotides long. It is a transcript of the gene WDR18, whose product is annotated as WD repeat domain 18. Gene Ontology annotation, molecular function: protein binding. Lineage: Eukaryota; Metazoa; Chordata; Lepidosauria; Squamata; Phrynosomatidae. Gene Ontology annotation, biological process: DNA-templated DNA replication; rRNA processing. The coding region runs from base 38 to 1222 and encodes 394 amino acids. Gene Ontology annotation, cellular component: nuclear pre-replicative complex. The transcript has 9 exons. The record is from RefSeq and is a predicted model, not a curated record.
GUCCGCGCAUGCGCAUUUCGGCGCGAGACGGGACAAAAUGGCGGCGGCCAGCGGCCCUGUGGAAGUGGCGGUUGUCUCGGCGGCCGAGGUUUCGCCGGGAGCCGGAGGCGGCGGGUGCUGCUCGGUGUGGGAAGUCGGCUCCGGGGCGUCGGUGGCCGGCUACCGCGGGGGCUGCUGUGCCGCUCGGGGCCUGGCUCUUCUCGGCGGAGAGCAUCUCCUCGGGGCCCAGCUCGGGAAGGCUUUUGUGGGAGCCUGGGAGCUCCAGAGGAAGGACCAGCUCCAACAGAAGAUCAUAUGCCCUGGCCUGGUGUCCUGCCUGACAGCGGCUCCCAAUGGUCUUUACAUCUUGGCGGGGAUUGCCGAUAGCAUCUACCUCUGGGAGGUAUCUAAUGGAAACCUGCUUGCAAUUCUGAACCGACACUAUCAAGACCUCUCUUGCUUGGCCUUCACAGACGACAGCAGCCAUUUUCUCUCGGGGGCUAAGGACAGUCUUGUGAUAGUCUGGAACCUUUACAGCGUGCUCCAGACUGACCAUGUCCAAAACCCAGACCCUCGCCACGUGUGGUCGCAACACAGCCUUCCCAUUACGGACCUCUACUGUGGCAUUGGCGGACCCAUGGCACGAGUCGCCACAGCCUCACUAGACCAAACUGCGAAGCUGUGGGAGAUCUCUUCUGGCGAUCUCCUCCUUUCUGUCGUCUUUGAUGUGAGCAUCAUGUCAGUGACCCUUGAUUUGGCUGAGUAUCAUAUGUUCUGUGGGGGAAUGGACGGCUCCAUCUUCCAGGUCGACCUUUGUUCUUGGCCUGUUCAAAGGGAGAGAGGCUUCCAGUCAGACCAAGAGAAUGGGAAGAUCUUCAAAGGGCAUAGGAACCAGGUGACGUGCCUCUCCAUCUCCACCGACGGAAGCCUUUUACUUUCCGGCUCUCACGACGAAACCGUUCGGCUGUGGGAUAUCCAAAGCAAACAGUGCCUGCGCACGGUCAAUUACAAAGGUCCGAUCACUAAUGCUUUCCUCACCCUGGCCCCCGCUAACAUGCUCAACCCGGACAGCAAACCCAGCAUCCCCCUGCCGAAGUUCAGCCGUCACCUCCAUGGAAUGGAGACCUCUGAAAACCCCACCAACGAUGGGCUGACGCUGUGCUUGGGGUUGCAUCAGAAGCAGUUCAGUGGAUGUCCUUCGUCCUUGGCUGGGAGGGAAAGCAGGGAAGGAAGAGGCACAUGAUGGAAAAAAGACAAAGGAAAAAGUUUUUUUCAGGCAAGUUCAAUUCACAGACUGGUUGCCUGGGAUUUCCACCAUCUUCCCCCUCAAAGGGCGCUUCGAUAUGUUGUCUCUCCUACCUGUCAUCCCCUUCCCCAUGAGACUGAUGGCUCUGCCAGUCUUUGAUGGAUUACUAAGGGAGGCUUUACAUUCCCCAGCAACUGACAUUUCUUCUAUUUUGGGACAGACCAAGAAGCCCACCUAAGGAACAUGUCAGGUAUCACAUCUGGAAUUACAGAGAUUGAUUUUCCAAAUGCCCCCAGCCCAUUCACCUCCUCUUUUCUGACACUGAGCACAGUUCCUGCUGAAGCCUUGUUUCGUGAAAGGGCAUUCCCAAAAUUUGGAGACAUGUGCCCUAGCUUCCAAAACCAGACAGGAUCUGGUGCUUUCAGGGUAUUUAUGUUCGCCCUCUGUGCAGGGUAUUGAUACUAAAUAUUGGACAGCUGCUUCUAGCAAAUGACAGGUUAACUUUUUAAAACCUACCCUUGCUGAACAGUCCAAAAAGGGUCCUGUUGUUUAAUGUUCCUUGUAUCCUAGGCCUGACACUGGCAAUCUUGAGUUACAGUUGUUGUCGUUGCUUUGGUUUCAAAAAGGACAGUUUGGGGUUGGAAUUGAUGGAGGCUCAUAAAACUGGCACAUGUGCUUCAGGCUCAGUUGCAGUCAUGGCUACAGUGUCAAGCAGCAUUGCGGGAUCUUUUUAUCACAACUUGAGACUGAUAACCUGGCAGAUCUCUUCCAGGCAGUUGUCUGGCUUUGCCCCAAAACCCUUCUAUGUAACUAAGUCCCAGGUGUGAGCAACUGAACAGAUAAUUAUCUAUUCUUUCUCCGUUUCUCCCUGCCUGCAUUUCCCUUCCUUUCCUCUGUUCUCUUCCCUGCAUCUGUUUUUGGACUCCAAGACCCUUGAGGCAGAGAUCUGUGUCUCCUCCUUCUCUGUAAAGUGCACGGAUCAUGCUCUGUAAAUAUUUAAACAGGUUUUAGAGACUUAUUUACUCUGCUUUUAUAUCUUUUAAAUCCCUGCCAUUUUAAAAUUAAGGAAUUGCGUGAGCUGGUUUAGUAUUUUUGUUUUAUGGCGUGUGCCGUUUUUAACCUGGUCUCUGGCAUAACCAUGACUUUUUUUGUGUCACUAUCUACUUAUGGUGUUUACUUAAUGAAAUUGUGUUUUAUAUCUGAUACGCAACAUGUGAUGCGAGUCACCUUGUGGAGACAGUUUUCAAAAAGGCAAUAGCUUGUCUGUUUCAGUAUAAUAAAGCGGGGGGACCACGGGAGGAGGAAUCUAGUGGCAUCUUUUACACUAAUUGAUUUAUUUUAGCAUGAGCUUUCAUGCAUUUGAAAUCCGUUGGUGGAAUGCAGUAAAGAGAAAAAGUAUGAUUGAAUUCCAUGAAAAAGUUAGGCUCAAAGGUUGCCAGUACUGUAUAAAGCCUCUCUCUUUUCCUUACAAUGGAGAAAGCUGACAUGAAGAGAAUCAAUUUGUUUGAAAUGUGGUGCUGGAGGAGAGGCUGACAGAUACCAAGGACUGCUAAAAAAGACAAAUGAAUGGACCCAAGAGCAAAUCACACCUGAACUCUCACUAGAAAAUGACUAAACUGAGGCUGUUGUACAAAGUACAACAUGAGAUGGCAAGAUUUAUUGGAGAAGGAAGUAAUACUUGAUAAAGAGGAAGGCAGUAGGAGGACAGGUAGGGUGCAUUGAUAUUGUAGAAAUAAUGCAGUUUGAUAUCAGUUUAACUGCCAUGGCUCCAUCCUGCAGAAUCCUAGGGUUUGUAGUUUGG